Eriocheir sinensis (Chinese mitten crab) is the source of this 4514-nucleotide messenger RNA. RefSeq names its product gastrula zinc finger protein XlCGF57.1-like. Gene Ontology annotation, biological process: regulation of transcription by RNA polymerase II. The transcript is spliced from 5 exons. The record is from RefSeq and is a predicted model, not a curated record. Lineage: Eukaryota; Metazoa; Arthropoda; Malacostraca; Decapoda; Varunidae. Gene Ontology annotation, molecular function: DNA-binding transcription factor activity, RNA polymerase II-specific; RNA polymerase II cis-regulatory region sequence-specific DNA binding. Bases 454 to 1893 code for a protein of 479 amino acids.
UGUGUCUGCUGUGAAACCAUCAAGACGAACAGAAAGGAGUCAGGACAGCACCAAGACCAGCCCACCGACUCCCUGCAGCAGGUGUGCAGGCAGGACGCUGCAGGGCUGGACAGCACCAAGACCAGCCCACCGACUCCCUGCAGCAGGUGUGCAGGCAGGACGCUGCAGGGCUGGACAGCACCAAGACCAGCCCACCGACUCCCUGCAGCAGGUGUGCAGGCAGGACGCUGCAGGGCUGGACAGCACCAAGACCAGCCCACCGACUCCCUGCAGCAGGUGUGCAGGCAGGAGGCUGCAGGGCUGGACAGCACCAAGACCAGCCCACCGACUCCCUGCAGCAGGUGUGCAGGCAGGAGGCUGCAGGGCUGGACAGCACCAAGACCAGCCCACCGACUCCCUGCAGCAGGUGUGCAGGCAGGAGGGUGCAGGGCUGGACAGCAACAUGAGCUGCUGAUGAUGAGUGGCCAGGAUAAGCAGGAGCAGACUGUUGUCGGUGGCAGGAGAGUCAGUGGUCCUCGGAAGCAGCUUGUUGCUGGCAACUCCAGCAACAAAGGAGAGAGGAAGUUUGAGUGUCUGGAGUGUGGAAAAGGAUUCACCUCGAGGCCAGGCCUCAAAUAUCACACCCAUAAACACACAGGUGUUAAAAACUUUGAAUGUAAGGAUUGUGGAAAAAAGUUCAGUUCAAAGGGUUCCCUUAAUAAACACACCCUUAUACACACAGGUAUGAAAAACUAUGAAUGUGAGGAAUGUGGAAAAAAGUUCAUCAAAAAGGGUUACCUUGAUUCACACACCCAGACACACACUGAUGUAAAAAAUCAUGAAUGUAAGGAAUGUGGAAAAAAAUUUAGGCGGAAGGAACAUCUUCGUUUACAUGCUCUUACACACACUGGUGUAAAAAACUAUGAAUGUAAGGAAUGUGGAAAAAAAUUCAACCAAAAUAGUAGCCUUAAAACACACACCUUUACACACACUGGUGUGAGUAACCAUAAAUGUAAGGAUUGUGGAAGAUAUUUUAUCACCAAAGGUCGCCUCACUGCUCACGCCCAUACACACACUGGUGUAAAAAACUACGAGUGUAUGGAAUGUGGAAAAAAAUUCUCAUCUGGGACAUGUCUUAAGAGACACACAAUUACACACACUGGUGAAAAAAAAUAUAAAUGUGGGGAAUGUGGAAAAAUGUUUGGCCUGAAGAGUAACCUUACUCAGCACAUCCGUAUACACAGUGGGGUAAAAAAAUAUGAAUGUAAGGAAUGUGGAAAAAAGUUCAUCUCGAAGGAUAUCCUUGAUAAACACACCCUUACACACACAGGUGUGAAGAAAUUUGAAUGUAAGGAAUGUGGAAGAAAAUUCAGCAGGAAGGAUGUCCUUGAUAAACACACUCUUACACACACAGGUGUUAAGAAAUUUGAAUGUGCGGAUUGUGGAAAAAAAUUCAUCGGAAGGGUAGGCCUCGUCACUCACAGCCUAACACACACUGGUAUAAAAAACUUUGAAUGUAAGGAAUGUGGGAAAAAAUUCAGCUGGAAGAAUAACCUCAAUGCACACAUCCGUACACAUACUCGUGCAAAAAAAUAUGCAUGUAAGGAAUGUGGAAAGAAAUUCACCCGCAAAGCUGACGUCGACUCUCACACCCUUACGCAUUUUGGUGGAAAACCGUAUGAAUGCCAAGAAUGUGGAAAAAAAUUUAGCCAAAAGAGUUACCUUAAUAAGCAUACACUUACACAUAUGAAAAAUCAUGAGUGCAAAGAGUGUGGGAAGAGAUUCACUGUGAGGUCGGCCCUUGACCAGCACAUCUUUGGGCACUCUGGCCUUCGAGAGUUCAAGUGUGAUGUUUGUGGGAAACUCUUUAAGAAGAAGAUUGGCAUUACUAAACACAUGAAGACCCACUUCUAAGGUGUGUUUACCUACAAUAGUUAUACUGACCAGUUUGUAAGCAAAAAUUAAGUCUGAAGAAGAAAGCUGAGUGAGGGAGUGGGAAAAGCAGUCAUGUAAGAUCAAGAAAGUUUGUCUUCUUUAUGUAUACAUUUUGUCUCACUCCACGGAUGGUGUAGAUGUGUUGGGAUAAGGUUUGUAAUGCCUCGCACUCAACUAUGGUUCUAGAUUGAAUCUUGGGGUGCUGGUACUCUAGCGUGUGUGAAAGGAGGGUCGAUGAGACCGUAGAAUUAUGCUACUAGAGUGUCCUAGGUAUGAUAGGGCUAGGCAGAGUAUGGUAGGAAUGAUAACAGGAAUUUGGAAUUUGGCCACAUGGAGCGAAUGGAGGAGAGUAAGAUGACCAGAAAGGUGUAUACGAGUGAGAUAGAGGGAGGGAAUGCUAGAGGAUGACCUCCUGUGAAAUAGAGGGAUAGGGUGCAAGAGUACAUUAGGGAGAGGGGGCAAAGAUCUUUAAGAAACUUUGAGUAGGCAAGGAGGGUGUGUCUGGAUAGAGAAAGUUGGAAGCUCUUCUGCCGUGGCCAUCCCCUGGUGGGAGCUCCUAGGAGCAGGCGUCGAUGAAAUGAUGAUGAUGAUGAUGAUGAAUUUGGAACAGAAGUAUGGAAUAGGAUACUAGAGGGGAAUGUAGAAAGGGUGAUAGAACUCUUCCUAGGUCUGAGUACACUGCAGACAGGGACCAAAAGAACAAUAGAGGGGGUUAAGGAAUUCCUAGAGAGAGCCUGGGCAGUGUGCACCAGAUAGGGUGGACUCCUGUAGAUGUCCCCGCCUGUGCCUCUACGGGCUCUACUAAGGCUGUAUUCGUUUGGAUUUUCAGGGUGUUGGCCAUGAGGGAGUAAACUGUUACAAAGGCUAUGGUUGAACCGAAAGGGACAACUACCUCCCAAACCAACACCAAGUCAAUUUUUCGUACUUUCCACAGGUGUUUUACUACUGUACAUCUUUUCAUUAGUUCAUUAUUCACACUGAAAAGCAUUUAUCUCUGAAUUUCUUUAUUUAUGUUUUCCCACUGGUCAAAUAGUUUAUGCUGGUUCCUGAUGCUUUCAUUUUUUUCACAGUAUAUUAAGAAGUGCUCCAAAGUUUCCAUUUCUCAGUUACUUAGUUGAUAUUUUUCUUCACCUUCUCUAAGGAAUUUGUUCCUCGAAUAUCGUUGUAGCAUUAUGUGGGGGCUUUCUUCAUUACGUGUGAUUCCUCACUUGUCAAACCAUUUUUCUUCUUUUAUGUUGUGUUUGUAGAGUUUGUACCAGCUGAGUGUAGAUUUAUUUUCCAUUGACUUAUUUCCAUAUGUUUGUAUCCCAUUCAUUGAUUUUACUUUUUAUUUGUUCUUCAGUUAGUAGGUUAAUCUGUUUGUAUCAAUACUUACCUUGUCCAUGUAAAAUUUGACUUGCUUAGCCAAAUUACUUUGUCCUUUAUCCAGUUGCUGGAGGGUUAUUUCUUUUAAGAGGUUAUUGUGUUCUUCUAUUGUGUGUUUUACAAAUAAGCUGCCUUGCAUGUCUGGAGGCUGCAGAGGAUGCUCCCACUUCUACUGUGAGAGCUGAUUCAGCUGUGUCGUGUAAUAGGUGCAACAUGUUCCUGCAUGCCUGGUUGUCUACUGUAAGCUUUGCCGUUCCUGCUUGGUGUAUACCAUGACCUCAGAAGUGUAGAGGAAUCCCAGCAUUACUAGUACUUUCCACAAGGCUUUUCCAAUCAGAAGUCAGUUACAUGAAUUGCCUCAAUCAAAGCACAGAAUAUUUCUCAGUUGUCUUGCCUUGCUAAACCUUUUAAGGUUCAAGGAAGCAAUUUCUACUGGAAAUAAUUUUAACUCAGCUACUUGUAAUUUUUAUGCCAUUUGUUUUUGUUGUCGAGUCUUUGGUCUUGUUGCUGUAAAUCAGGAUAUUGCUCUUGUUUUUGUUGAUCUUGCAGCCACAAUCUGCUCCAUAGACAGUAAAGAAAAAGUGUCAUUUACAUAUACAGCAUCAGUUUUACAAAUUUCAUUCUUAAAGCUAACAUUUUCCUGUAGUUUUCUUAUAAUGUAGCAGGUGAUGAGGAGGAAUAGGGUUGUAGACCUGUUACAUCCCUACCUCAUUACAGAUAUCACUUAAAUUUGUGCUUGCUCUCUUUCAUUUAGAUAUAAUUUUGUUUAAUCUAUUGUAUAUAUUUUUGCUAUUGCAUCCAUUAUUUGUACAUGUAUGUUGUAUUUCAUUUAAAGUUCAGUUACUAUGCAUUUCAGGGGCCUUGACCCAUCGCUUUUCGCAAAUAUCUUAUAAAGAAGCAGCUUGAGCAGUGUGGUAUUUUGGCACAGCAUUUUUUUUUUAUUUAUUUUUUUUAUUUUUUUAUUUUUUUUUUUUUUUACGUCACUGCCUGUUGCGCCGGUAGGCAUCUUCCUGGUGGGGCCUGAUGGUCAGCCCAAGGCUUCUACCAGGUGGGGCCUGAUGGUCGGCCCAGCCCGUUCUGGCGCAGGCGAGUGUUUAUAGUGGCGCCAUCUUGCAUUGGCUCAUGCUGCCCCCCGGAACUCGUUCUUGAUUCGCUUGGACGGCUUCCUCUAGAGUCCGGGUUAAUGGGUGGUCUUCAGGACAGCAUGUGGGUAGUUUUAAGCCACUCGGCGGUGA